UGGAGUGCUAGGGACGCUGGCGCAUCUCCGGCACCCCCCAACUCCAAGCAGCAAGUAGGCGCGCAAGCUCCUUUCUCCCUUCUCCACUCUUAGACGCCUCCCUGCAAACCAGAGGGUGGUUGCUGAGGGACCCCUGUCUUAGCUGACCUUCUUUUUAUGCUGUAUGCAAGGAGAAGCAGGGCGAGGGACAAUUUGGUGCUCUAGGACUGACCACCGGCUGUGUUCAGAGGAGUGGUUGGUGCUGGGGGAAUCCAUGCGGGGACCAUGGACCGAGCGCUGCUCCUGGGACUGCCCCGCCUGUGCGCGCUGUGGGCAGCCCUGCUUACACUGUUUCCCUGUGGAGCCCAAGGAAGCUGGAUGUGGUUGGGCAUCGCCUCCUUUGGCGUCCCGGAGAAGCUGGGCUGCGCCAACUUGCCGCUGAGCAGCCGCCAGAAGGAGCUGUGCAAGAGGAAACCGUACCUGCUGCCGAGCAUCCGCGAGGGCGCGCGCCUGGGCAUCCAGGAGUGCAGGAGCCAGUUCCGCCACGAGCGCUGGAACUGCAGGGUCGCCGCCCCGGCCGCCGCCACGCCGCUCGGCCAGGGCCCCCUCUUCGGCUACGAGCUGAGCAGUGGCACCAAGGAGACAGCGUUCAUUCACGCCGUGAUGGCUGCGGGCCUGGUGCACGCCGUGACCAGGUCCUGCAGCGCAGGCAACAUGACCGAGUGCUCCUGCGACAGCACCCUGCGGGACGGAGGGUCUGCAAGUGAGGGCUGGCACUGGGGGGGCUGCUCGGAUGAUGUGCAGUACGGCAUGUGGUUCAGCAGGAGGUUCCUGGACUUGCCCGUCGGAAACACCACGUCAAAGGACGGCAAGGUCCUCCUUGCCAUGAACCUGCACAACAACGAAGCCGGGAGGCAGGCUGUUGCCAAGUUGAUGUCAGUAGACUGCCGCUGCCACGGAGUUUCUGGCUCCUGCGCUGUGAAAACAUGCUGGAAAACCAUGUCUUCUUUUGAAAAGAUUGGUCAUUUGUUGAAGGAUAAAUAUGAAAACAGCAUCCAGAUCUCAGAGAAAAUAAAGAGGAAAAUGCGCCGGAGAGAAAAAGAUCAGAGGAAAAUACCGAUUCACAAGGAAGAUCUACUCUACAUCAAUAAGUCUCCCAACUACUGUGUGGAGGACAAGAAGCUGGGCAUCCCAGGAACUCAAGGCAGAGAAUGCAACCGCACCUCGGAGGGUGCAGACGGCUGCAAGCUCUUAUGCUGUGGCCGAGGCUACAACACCCAUGUGGUUAGGCAUGUGGAGAGGUGUGAGUGUAAGUUUAUCUGGUGCUGCUACGUCCGCUGCAGGAGAUGUGAAAGUAUGACUGAUGUCCACACUUGUAAGUAACCUUCCUUCAUCCUUGGGCAGAACUCAGCCACAUUAGCUGGAUUGCAAACCAGUGAGUACCUCGCAUUGGGCAGGGCUGCUGAAGUGGACGUGCACAUUGGAAUCCCCUCACCCUUGACGGAUCAACGUCUAAUCACACAUCGAUCAUGUGAAUUUCUUGGGAUUCUAAAGUUGAAAAGAUUUGUGUUCAUCUUUUGAUGGUUUGGGAGUAGGUUCUGACAUACAAGCCAAAACCCUUAGGUUGGUGCCUCAGUCCAUUUCCAGCCUAAGAGCCACAACUGUGGAAUUCACAGGAUGGAACUUAGUAAUGAUGGGUAUACAGUAGUCAUGCGAUACACUUCUAGCAGAAAAUGAAACUCAUUUAUUCUUUCAGUAUUUUAAUUAAAGAACUCAUGCUUGCAUGCGCAUAGAUUGAAGAUAUUGAAGAGAGUGUCUCCUCACCUAUACGUCUGCAGACAAUCUCCCUAAAUGACACAAUGUCCCUCAAAAGUGUGUUGGAGGUGUUUUAUGGCAAACCAAAAGAAUCAAAAUGUAAAGUGUACAUUAUUAAGUGCCUUUAGCCCAGAGAAUUUGUCUAGAAAAAUCUGCAUAAGUUAUACAGCCAUCUUUGCUCUUCGAAAUCCUAGUUUACUGUUGACCAGCUUUCACUGCUAAGAACUCAGCUUUGAGAUGCGGGGGGAAGCAGAGAUCCUGCACACAACGGCAAAAGCUGAGAUGAGAAUGCAAAGGGCUCCCACUCGUUGUAAAGAAAAGCACCAUUUAAAUGUGUAAAGACAGUAUUUUGUAUAGAGUUUUGGCUAAAAGAAAUUAUAUUUUGUAAACAUUAUAUUUAAGUUAUAGGAUAUAUAUUAAAAAUUAAGACACUUACUACCAAAGCCCAAAAGCUAAAGCAGUAAGGUUAGUUUGGAAAUAAGAUUAGCUUCCGUUUCUUUCAUCACAUUCUUUCUUAACUUUGUAAUAGAAGGCAAUUGGACACCUGGUCAGAGGAAUGUGUAUUUCUUGCCAAAUGACUGCUUUACAUAGGCUAAAAUAUGCUGCAAAACAUUGAGAAUUAAAGUCUCUUAAAUUCACAUUAGUUAUACUUAACUCCUAAGGUUUCCAUAAGUUAUAUAGAAAAGGUCUUACUUGGAAAAUGAGUGGAAACCAGAAUAAUGAUCAAUUUGUGACUUUGAUAUCCUGGCUAUUUAUUUCUUAUAAUGCUACAUUUCCAUUUGAAUGUUUGAUGAUCUUUCUAAUUUUUAAUAAUCAUGCAUGCAUAUUCAUUAUUUGUACAAAUGUCCUGGUGAAAAUGUCAGGGCUGUAUUUAAGGUAAAUGUUUAUGACUUUAUGAACUGUUAAAUAUUUCACUAUUAUGUAGAAAAACAGAUUUUCCACAUU
This is a messenger RNA of Ochotona princeps (American pika), 2739 nucleotides long. RefSeq names its product Wnt family member 16 (gene WNT16). Gene Ontology annotation, biological process: canonical Wnt signaling pathway; neuron differentiation; multicellular organism development. The coding region runs from base 265 to 1362 and encodes 365 amino acids. Gene Ontology annotation, molecular function: cytokine activity; frizzled binding. Gene Ontology annotation, cellular component: extracellular region. The record is from RefSeq and is a predicted model, not a curated record. The transcript has 4 exons. Lineage: Eukaryota; Metazoa; Chordata; Mammalia; Lagomorpha; Ochotonidae.